AGAAAAUGACAAGCCAUCUCUAUUAUUAUUCUUUGAUCCAUAAUUUUUCUUGAACCCUUUUAACAAUUAUCCAAAAAAGUUUGUUUUUUUAACAAAUUUAAGACCUACCCUUAUUCUCAAUCCGUUACGAAGUUUUGAUCUUUAUUGUGUAAUUUUAAUUUGGGUGCUCUUGAAAUUUUCUGAAGAUUAUUGGUUUUUUUUUUUUAUUAUUUUGAAUUGAAGAUGAUGAUGAUGACAAUGGAGGGGAUGAUGGAUAAGGGUGUAUUGGAUGAUAUAAUUAGAAGAUUGUUAGAGGGAAAAGGAGGCAAACAAGUUCAGCUUUCUGAAGGAGAGAUCCGUCAAUUGUGUGUCAAUGCUCGCCAGAUUUUUUUAUCUCAGCCUAAUCUCCUUGAAAUUAAAGCUCCUAUUCGCAUUUGUGGUGAUGUUCAUGGACAAUAUCAAGACCUGCUGAGGUUAUUUGAGUAUGGAGGCUAUCCUCCUUCUUGCAACUAUCUUUUUCUCGGAGAUUAUGUUGAUCGAGGAAAGCAAAGUUUGGAGACGAUAUGUCUGCUUUUAGCCUACAAAAUCAGAUAUCCGGACAAAAUUUUCCUGCUGAGAGGAAAUCAUGAGGAUGCGAAGAUCAAUAGGAUAUAUGGCUUUUAUGACGAGUGUAAAAGGAGAUUUAACGUUAGGCUUUGGAAAAUCUUUACAGACUGCUUUAAUUGUUUACCCGUGGCUGCACUCAUUGAUCAGAAGAUACUAUGCAUGCAUGGUGGACUUUCUCCAGAGUUGGAGAAUGUGAACCAAAUAAAGGAAAUUCAGAGGCCUAUUGAAAUUCCAGAUAGCGGUCUUCUUUGUGACCUUCUUUGGUCUGAUCCUGAUGCUAAGGUUGAGGGCUGGUCAGACAGCGAUCGAGGAGUUUCGUGUACUUUUGGAGCAGAUAAGGUUGCUGAGUUCUUGGAUAAGAAUGACCUUGAUCUCAUUUGCCGAGGUCAUCAGGUGGUGGAAGAUGGGUAUGAAUUUUUUGCAAAACGAAGAUUAGUCACGAUAUUUUCAGCCCCGAACUACGGUGGGGAGUUUGACAAUGCUGGUGCUUUAUUGAGCGUCGAUAAAUCUCUAGUAUGCUCCUUUGAGAUAUUGAAGCCAGCUGCACCAGCUGGCAGUUCUAAGCUGACUCUUAAGAAGCCUCCUAAACUCGGAAAUUUCUAAAAUGGCAAGUUGUUGAAGUCUAAUUCCAGUUUUGAAUAGGAGAUAAACCAAUCUUGAAUCAAUUGCUACAGAUUGAACAAUGUUACAGUGCAGUUUCUCUCGUUGGAAUAUAAGAUCGUAGUAAAACAAUUCAGUGCUUAUAGCUAUAGAAAAAGAAAAAGAAUGUAGAUUAACAACCAGCAACACUUGCAAUGUAAUGUUCUGGUCAGAAGCUGAAAUCUUCAGAUUGGGCAUUAUUUGAGACCGUCUCGUUUCCGCCGAUUAGCAUAUCCUAUAUACUGAUUGAGCUUGAUUUUUGUUAAGUUUGUACAUGUACCCUGGUUUGCUCAUGUAAGAAAAAAAAAUAGUUCAUUCCUCGCUGAUCUAUUGUAUCAAAUUGUACUUCCUAGUAACUAGCUUUUGAUUCAAGUUUUCUCACUUUAACAUGUAAAUAACUUUAUAUGUUAAAUAUAACUUUAUAUGCAAGUUAUCAA
This is a messenger RNA of Mercurialis annua (annual mercury), 1661 nucleotides long. RefSeq names its product serine/threonine-protein phosphatase PP1. Gene Ontology annotation, cellular component: cytoplasm; nucleus. Gene Ontology annotation, molecular function: protein serine/threonine phosphatase activity. The record is from RefSeq and is a predicted model, not a curated record. Lineage: Eukaryota; Viridiplantae; Streptophyta; Magnoliopsida; Malpighiales; Euphorbiaceae. The transcript has 4 exons. The coding region runs from base 223 to 1188 and encodes 321 amino acids.